CAACAUACCACUAAAGUUGGGUAAAUGGACCGAAUAAAGAUAAAUUAUGAUGUUAUACUCUCUAGGAUCUAAUGGAAAUUAUCAGCUAGGAUUAAAGCAUGAGGAAGAUAUAUCAAAACCAGAGAAGGUGAAUUUUCCGGAACAACCAAAGAGAAUUGCAUGCGGAGGAAAUCACACACUGAUUCUGGAUCAAAAUGGUCACCUUUGGGCUUGUGGAGAUAACAGAAAGUUACAGUGUUGUCAAACGUUUGACGACGUUAUUGUAGAUGAAUUAAUCAACAACCUGAAACCUUUGAAGUCAGAUUAUAUUCAUGAGUUUCAAAUCGCGAACAGAAAACAAUGGUCCAUGGUGGCUGCUGGAUGGGAAUUUAGCGUCUUGGUGGGAAAAGACAGAAGAACUGUUUGGACAUGCGGUGCUGGUCCUCAUGGAGAGCUAGGCCAGGGAGAGGUUGGGGGGUCGUCUUUAACGAAAAUUAUGAUCCCUUACCUUAAUCAAAAUGAAAUUAUACUAGACAUAUCUUCAAGUGUGAAACAUUGGAUCUGUGUUACGAACCAGGGUAACGUUUAUGGCUGUGGAGACGGACGUAAGGGUCAAUUAGGACCAGUGGUUCCAAAGAUGACCAACAAAGUUCAGUUUUUGGCCAAAGUAGAGCAUGCUCAUAAGGUAUGUUGCGGACUUCAGUUUUCUGCCUUCCUCCAAGAAACGGGUCGAGUAAGUAUACUAGGCGGUGAUCGUUGGAAUCUUUCUGAGGAAUGCAUGCGAUGGCAGGAUAAUAAUCCGAAGCUUUCUUCUCUUAUUGUUGAUAUAUCUUCGAAUUGGUCUACACUGUCUUUACUAGAUUCCAAUGGAAGAAUUUAUGCAUUCGGCAGAGGUGAUCGUGCUCAAAAAGCACAUACUGUACAAAAUAACGCGCAAACGAUUGCUGGAGGUAGCGAACACAAUAUUGUGCAGACAAAAUCAAUGGAAGCAUAUAUUUAUGGAUGGAACGAACAUGGAAACGCAUUUAAUGAAGAUCGUCAAGAUGUUUACCAGGCUAAAAACUUGAGAUUGCCAGGAGCGGUCACUUAUGUAGCAGCAGGCUAUGCAACGACAUGGAUAGCAACAGAAAACGAGUAGGAAGUCUAAAAUAAAACAAAGUCGAGGAUGCAUUGAUAAAUUUAAAGGCUAGAUGAAAGUAUAGCAGGACAGCACAUAAAAUGAAAACGAAAUCCUUUAUUAAUGAUAG
Schizosaccharomyces cryophilus OY26 is the source of this 1226-nucleotide messenger RNA. RefSeq names its product RCC domain-containing protein Ats1. The record is from RefSeq and is a predicted model, not a curated record. Lineage: Eukaryota; Fungi; Ascomycota; Schizosaccharomycetes; Schizosaccharomycetales; Schizosaccharomycetaceae. Bases 47 to 1117 code for a protein of 356 amino acids. The transcript has a single exon.